This is a messenger RNA of Stegastes partitus (bicolor damselfish), 3840 nucleotides long. RefSeq names its product solute carrier family 26 member 6-like. The record is from RefSeq and is a predicted model, not a curated record. Gene Ontology annotation, cellular component: membrane. The transcript is spliced from 20 exons. NCBI's taxonomy places the organism in Eukaryota, Metazoa, Chordata, Actinopteri, Pomacentridae. Gene Ontology annotation, biological process: sulfate transmembrane transport. The coding region runs from base 1 to 2460 and encodes 819 amino acids. Gene Ontology annotation, molecular function: secondary active sulfate transmembrane transporter activity.
AUGAGGGUGGAGGAGGUGUCUGCUUCCUGGAACAGGCUGUUGGAGACAGAAAGCAGGGACUCAAAAAGACACCAGCUUCGCAGAGGGUCUGCUGAAUUUGCUCCACAAGACAAGGACAUGGAGGAGAUGGAGUAUUUUGUGCAGAGGGAGGUUCUGGAUGAGUUACGUCUGGAUGAAGUGGCACAAAAAGGGACGUGGUCCAUUAAACCAACUCUGGGCGAACGGGUGAAAGAGUCCCUGAGGUGUUCAGUGCCCAGGCUGAAACAAACGCUUCUGAGCUGGAUACCUGUUCUUGGCUGGUUACCUCAUUACUCUUUCAGAGAAAAUGCCAUAGGGGACCUGAUAUCUGGCUGCAGUGUGGGCAUCAUGCAUCUGCCGCAGGGCAUGGCGUAUGCUCUUCUGGCUUCCUUACGCCCAGUGUUUGGCCUUUAUACCUCCCUCUAUCCAGUGCUGGUCUACUUCAUCUUUGGUACUUCCAGACACAUCUCCAUAGGCACGUUUGCUGUGAUCAGCAUCAUGAUUGGGAGUGUGACAGAAAGGCUGGCGCCGGACAGCAACUUUAUUGUAAAUGGGACGAAUGGGACAGAAAUCGUGAACCUCGACGAAAGGGACGCACACAGAGUGCAGAUAGCAUGCGCCCUCACAUUCUUGGCUGGAAUCUUUCAGAUCCUGCUGGGUGUGGUGAGGUUCGGUUUCGUGGUCACCUACCUGUCUGAACCACUUGUUCGUGGCUACACUACAGGAUCAGCAUGUCACGUGUGUGUCUCCCAGCUAAAGUACCUGUUUGGAGUUUCACCAUCUCGCUACGCUGGUCCCCUCUCCCUCAUUUAUACUCUGGUGGACCUUUGCAGACUGCUGCCUCAGACGAAGGUUCCAGAGCUGGUGGUCAGCCUGGUGGCGCUCAGUGUUCUUAUUGUGGUCAAAGAAGUCAAUGCGUGCUACGCAAAAAAGCUGCCAAUGCCUGUUCCAAUAGAGCUCAUAGUUAUCAUAGCAGCUACAAUCAUUACCCACUUCUGCGGACUUAGUGACAAAUACUAUAUUGAUGUGGUUGGAGAAAUUCCCAGUGGGCUCAAGGCUCCUCGUGCUCCAGAUGCCACUUUGUUCUCAGAGGUCUUAGGUGAUGCCUUUGCUGUGGCCAUUGUGGGCUAUGCCAUCAACAUUUCUCUCGGCAAAACAUUUGCCCUCAAACACGGCUACAAGGUGGAUAGUAACCAGGAGCUGGUUGCCUUGGGACUCAGUAACACUGUCGGUGGCUUUUUCCAGUGUUACUCUGUGACUUCGUCCUUGUCUCGGAGUCUUGUCCAGGAGAGCACAGGGGGAAAGACACAAGUUGCAGGGGUAAUUUCUUCUAUCAUUGUGCUGAUCACAGUUUUGAAAAUAGGUUCUCUCUUUGAAGAUCUCCCCAAGGCCGUCUUAUCCACAAUAGUGUUUGUGAAUUUGAAAGGAAUGUUUAAGCAGUUCCUGGACGUGCCUAUGCUGUGGAAGACCAACAAGGUUGAUUUGCUGGUGUGGCUGGUAACAUUCAUAAGCACCAUCCUGCUAAACCUGGACCUGGGCCUGGCUGUUUCCAUUGGCUUUUCCAUGCUUACCGUCAUCUUCAGAACACAACUACCUCACUACUCUAUCUUGGGCAACGUGCCAGGCACUGACUUGUAUCUGGACACAGAGACGUACAAGGAGGCUAAAGAGAUUCCAGGAAUUAAAAUCUUCCGUUCAUCUUCAACUAUCUACUACACAAAUGCUGAGAUGUACUUGGAGGUCCUGCAAGAGAAGAGUGGAAUUGAAAUUGGGAAGCUGCUAACAGCGAAGAAGAAACAGCUCGCAAAGCAGAAGCGUCAACAAGAGAAAGAGAAAAAGAAAGCCAAAAAGGAGGAAAGGAAACAAAAAAAAGCCAUCAAGCACUCAUCCAAUGGCACAUUCGCUUUGAAGGAGACAGAGAUGAACAAGAGGAAAGUCCCUGAAGAAAGAAACGGGCAGAGUCAAGGCAAUGGUGUAGUCUUAAGUGUGACAGAAACAACCGCAAAUGGCUUUAGUAAAGGCCAAGUAAACUGGGCUUACCAACCUGACACAACCAUGUCAGACUCAGACUCAGACACAGGUUGCCAUGGCGAUGACAGCAUCACCCAGGUUUCGCACCACAGUGACGAGGAUAAAGGAAGGGCCUGCAGAUCAGACACACACAGCAUCAUCUUGGACAUUUCCACGACCAGCUUUGUGGAUACAGUCUCUGUGAAGACACUAAAAAGUAUUUUCAAGGACUUUGGACAGGUUGAUUUGGAAAUCUACCUUGCUGGCUGCCAAGCCUGUGUCGUGGAACAGCUGGAAACGGCAGGUUUCUUCUCGGACUCCAUCCCAAAGAGCAGGCUGUUUGUCACAGUUCAUGAUGCAGUGCUUCAUAUUCUCAAGAAACUGGGGCAGAAAGACUUUGUUCUUGAUGUCUCCUGCAACACCCAGAUGUGACCAGCAGGUGUCAGAUUGUUCCAACUCCAGCCAUCUUCCUCCUCCUCCUCUUCUUAGGCUGCCUGUUCCGUUGCUCACUAUUGGUCACCAGUGUCUCCUCCCCUUUCAGUGGGGGAGAAUGCACCACCUUGACAUGGCGGACGGUUGCCAUGGAAAUACAGGGAGCCGUUGCUGUGGCAACAGGCUUUUUAUGAUAUUGUCUAAUGAGAUAGCCAGCAAUACGUCAUUGCAGCUCUCUCGCUGUGUGGUGUGUGUUAGAGACAGCGAAGGGGUGGGGGCUGAGUGGGAGAAUGUAACACUGGACUAAUAGGAGUCUGUAUUUAUAGCCUGUGUGAGAGAGUGGAGAGUGAGUGAAAGGUUGACUGUAAGGGGAAACUCAUAUGCAAGAGGUGUUUGUUGUGAAUACACAGGCUGCAAUGUGUGUGCAUGUGUCGGUCUGUCUAUGUUCCUCAAGAAGACUAAAGCCAGGUGUCGCCAAUGAAUCAAUAAAAUGUAAAUAUUCUUCACCGAUAUUGACGUGCCAUUCCCGUCUGGAGGGGUUCUUAAUUCUAAUUGUGCCCCUCAUUGCUCCAAUGGCCAACAAUAAUGAGCUGAGUGACAGAUAUAGUAUAAUACGUGUUACAUUUUAAAAGAGGAGCUUGAAAAAAAAGUGUGUGUAUUUAUAGUUUGUAUUCACAUGUCUGAUUCCGCUGACAUCUUGAGCUCCAUUCUAUUUAUAGGAUCCAGUGUCAUCUGCUGUUGCAACUAUAGAGAAGUUAAACACUGUGUAGUAAUACGUGAAGAUUCCUAUGGAUUCAACUGGAUAACCCACCCAAAGAUAAAUGCUCCCAGACAUUUUUUUUUUUUUUAACCUUGUGAUUAUUUUUUUUUACUUGUAAAAAAUGUACUGUAUGCUGGAAAUGUAUGUAAAAGCGCAGGGGGCUUAGAAGGUCUUCACGAUCUGAGAGGUGCAUUUAUGCCUAUAGUUUGUAAAAAUGAGUUUCCUAAUCAGACACCAGCUCAUGAGUGCAGCGGGACUUUCCUUCACAGGGGCCAACCACCACAAAGAAAUGAUAAACCCUGCAGAAUGUCGCGGAUCUUUAAAUUAUUUGUUUGCUGGAUCGACCACUGCAGCUUAAACCAACGGCAAGUGUUCUGAAUGGUAGAACACCUAUUUCUUGUCUCAAGAGCAUGUUGCUCACUGUUCAUUUACAGAAUCUUUAAAACUUGUCUGACACGUUUAACCGUCAAAUGUGUCUUGAAAUGUAUUUUUUAUACAGGUGUCAAGGUGUAACAUAUUUAAUGUGAAUGAACCUGAAUAUUCUCUGUACAUAUCCACUGCAUUUCGUUUAUGAUUGAGAAAUGAAUGCGACGGUGUAAAUAAAGACCCAUAAAAACACA